CACGGGGCCCCGGGUCGGGGGGAACCGGGAACCUGGAACCUGGAGCGGGGUUGCUGUCUACUCCAAGUCCGGGCGGCGGGGAGCGCGGAGUCUGUUGGGAAGGGAGAGAUGUUACGGGUUUUGUGCUCUGAGGAGAAAGCACAAUGUCUCUCUAUGAUGACCUGGGUGUGGAAACCAGUGACUCCAAAACUGAAGGCUGGUCCAAAAACUUCAAACUUCUUCAAUCUCAGCUUCAGGUGAAGAAAGCAACACUUACACAAGCAAAGACACAGCGAUCAAAGCAGAGUACCGUUUUAGCUCCUGUGAUAGACCUGAAGCGAGGCACUGCAGGGGAAGACCGACAGAUUGUUGAUACACCACCUCAUAUAGCAUCUGGUUUAAAGGACCCAGUACCGAGUGGAUUCUCGACAGGAGAGGUACUGAUUCCACUGGCUGACGAGUAUGAUCCCAUGUACCCAAAUGACUAUGAGAAAGUUGUAAAGCGUCAGCGCGAAGACAGGCAGCGACAACGCGAGCUGGAACGGCAGAAAGAAAUUGAAGAAAGAGAGAAGCGGAGGAAGGAGCGCCAUGAACAGCCUAGCGGCUUUGCUAGAAGACCAGACCCAGAAUCGGAUGAAGAUGAUGAAGAGAAGGAGAAGGAAAGGCGAAAAAGAACUAUGGGAGGAGCGGCAAUCGCCCCACCUUCAUCGCUCGUUGAAAAGGAUAAAGAACUCAUUCCAACUUUCCAGUACGAGGAGGAAUCGCGGUCUCGGAAUGCCCCUGCCAAAGCUGCCAUUCCUCCACCAGUGUAUGAUGAACCAGAAAGACCACGGUCCCCACCCGGUCCAACCAACUCCUUUAUUGCAAACAUGGGAGGUACAGUGGCUCACAAGAUUAUGCAGAAAUAUGGCUUCCGUGAGGGACAAGGCUUGGGGAAACAUGAACAAGGGUUGAGUACGGCACUGUCAGUGGAGAAGACGAGCAAACGUGGAGGAAAGAUCAUUGUUGGUGACAGUGCAGAAAAAGUAGAAAUGCCAGCGACAGCUAAGAAAUCAGAAUCAAAUCCUCUGACAGAAAUCCUGAAAAACCCUACAAAAGUGGUUCUACUGCGGAACAUGGUGGGAGCUGGAGAAGUUGAUGACGACCUGGAAGGUGAAACCAAGGAAGAAUGUGAAAAAUACGGCAAAGUGACCAAGUGUGUCAUAUUCGAGAUUCCAGGAGCACCUGACGAUGAGGCAGUCCGAAUAUUUGUGGAGUUCGAGCGGGUUGAAUCUGCAAUCAAAGCUGUGGUUGAUCUGAAUACAAGAUACUUUGGCGGCAGGGUGGUGAAGGCAUGUUUCUACAACUUGGAUAAAUUUCGGCAACUGGAUCUUGGCGACCUCUUCUAAAGGCACAGUAUACUGCAUCCAUCGGCUCCCUGUGCCUGGUGUUAACCGUCCCGGAGGUGUAAAGGAGUGGAAGGAGAAUUAUUACUAAUUCUAAAAUGACAACUGCUAUCCCUAGUUGUAGCCAUUUGUUAUACUUCUGCUUUCAUCAGUUUCGCAACCUGAGAUGCUGUUCCUUCUGGGGGGGGGGGGGGGCCUCCUCUGUGAUUUGUCUUACCCACAAAUUAUACUCAUUCAAUGGUUUAUGACAGCGUCCUGUUUGUUCCUUUUUGUUGGGUAAACAUUUACAACACCAAUGUUAUUUUCUUUCAUAAUUUAUUACAAGUAACAAAUACCAUGCUGGAUUUCUCAUAAAAUUCACUGACUUGGGAAGGCGAUUUGCAUUUAAGUCGCUUUCAUUCCCCUAUUAGGAGCCUCGUCAACUGGAGGGGGCAUCAUUGGUAUCCUUAAUGUGACUUAUUCAGUGUCCGUAAUCCAUUGUUAACAUCUGUGUCAGAACCAAUUUAAGUAAAAAUUACAAACCCAGUUUUACAGUAAAAUGAUUUGGUUGUGAAUUAAGAGUGACUAUUAUUUGAAUACAGUACCAUUUCUAAUAUGUGAGCAUCUGAUUGAAGUAAUUGGGAACUGGCAGGUUUCUCAUUUCCAAUUCUGUCUCAAAUUCGCAUGCCACUGUUCUGAAUUUGGUCGUGUUUUCAUCUUUUUUUUAAGAAAAAGCUAAGUAGUGGCAGAAAAAUCUUAAAUGACUGUAAUAAUUUUUGUAAAUUAAGUUGUGUUUUAACUAUCACUGGUUAGAUUUUCGCAGCCUUAAACAGUAGUUAUGACCAAUUCUGUUAUUGCAUUGAAUUGUUGUAUUGCCUCAAAGCUGACGAACAUUUUUUUAACUGUGCAUAUGCUUUGUGACUUGCAAUAUCCAGGAAAAGAUAAUUUGUUUCAUAUUGUAUCAAAGUAGCAAACAACAAGAGCCAUGCAGAAUUGGCGUUUUUAUGACAGUGAUCUGGUCUAUUUGAGUAAUUGCUCAUAAAGGACAAUUUUAUAUCAGUGCAUUGGGAAAAAAAAAGAAGAACCUCUGAAUAAAGAGAACAUAUUCUUUAACACUC
Molecule: messenger RNA, 2461 nt
Organism: Hypanus sabinus (Atlantic stingray)
Lineage: Eukaryota; Metazoa; Chordata; Chondrichthyes; Myliobatiformes; Dasyatidae
Gene: rbm17
Product: RNA binding motif protein 17
Exons: 12
Coding region: 144-1367 (407 amino acids)
Biological process (GO): alternative mRNA splicing, via spliceosome; mRNA cis splicing, via spliceosome
Cellular component (GO): precatalytic spliceosome
Molecular function (GO): RNA binding
Source: RefSeq, a predicted model, not a curated record